AUGGUGUCCCUUUUCGGGAUGAAGCUCGGAGGUGAGAAGAAGAAAGCUCGCUCCCGGUCCCGUGGCGCCAAAGAGGCUCCCCCGAAGGAUGAGGACCUGCCAGCGGUCCCACGGGGGAUAUUCUCGUCUGCCCGCCCGGGCUCGUCGCAAUCACAAAAGUUCUUCAGCAGGAAGAGCAAGUUCUUUCCCUACGGUGCUGGCGCUGACGGAGCCUUGAGUAUGGCGAACCUCCCACGGCCCAAGGCCGACGAUGAAAGCCCUCUUCCGAGCCCGGCUUUCCUGCGACCAACAACCUCGAAUCCCAACCUCAACACCUCUUGGAAGGGGGGCUCCACCACAAGCCUUGCAGCACCGACUCGGCCGAAGAUCCCUCCACCGCCACUUGACCUGCUCUCAGCGCCUCAGUCAACACCUGGCACUACCACUGGCACUGGCACCAAAACGCCCAAAAGCCCACUGGGCGCAUAUGAACUCACCCUGAACCUCCCUUCAGAACGUCUUUCUCUGUUCGGCGACUUCGACGAGAUGCUUAGACCCCCAGAGCCUUUGCGCAUCAAGAAGCAAAGCCCGACCACAAGCAAGUUCCCGGAUUCAACGCAGCAGAUGACCAAGCCGCCUUCGCCGCCUGUGUCCGUCCAAGCCUCCACAGCCGAUGAUGCUUCCAUACCAGAACGACCCUCCCGUGUUGGUCAGGAGAGCCUCGAGAGGUCGCUCCGGCGGGUAGACUCAAACCAGACCUACGGCAGCCGGAAGGAGCUCGAGAGCCCCAUUGAUCCGGCUGCAUCUGACGUCUUUGCCCUGCCAACGCCUCCUAUGUCAGUCGCUCGAAGCAGUGACGAGAGGCCCUCGACAGGUGCCAGCAACCAAUGGGGCGAGCCAGUGAUACAGAAUGUUAGGGGCAAGCGGGAUACCAUGAUCGUCAAGCCCACCCGGAGAAUGUCGUUCCAGAAAUAUGUAGAGGAUUUCAGCAAGGGCCUACUGCCUCUUUCAGAUGAGCCAGCGCCUGCGAUCCCAGCAAUGUCAAGCAAGCGAGCCGAAAGACCUGCACCGCUCAAUCUCAACAUCAGGAACGACGUUGCCAUCCAAGCAGCGCCACGGAGUGCGCCAUUGGGACUUAGCCAGCGUCCCCUGCUUGCGCAGAUCGACAACAAUCCGCGGCCGCCAGCUGCAGCUGCAGCUCCUCCACUGUCCGCAGGAAUCCCGUACAGUCGACCCGCGCAUCCGUACACUAGCAAGGUGUACAGACCCUCGGCUGAUGAAUACGGAUGCUUCCCCGAGGAUGGCCAGGACGACCUAGAGGAGGAUCGGCCCCCGACACCUGACAGCCCCUUACUACCACUUUCUGGUCCCCUAGCUUCUCCCCUUAUCAGACCCGAUGUCGAAGAGGAGUCUGAAGAUCCUCUCGAGCGGAUGCGGAACUUCCGGUUCCCAGCGGUCAAGCCUGACGAGAACACUCUCACCCCAAGAUAUCGACCGCCGUCCUCUAUACGAGAGAGCUUCCACACUGCAGAUUGGCCACUGCCAUCACCCGUACAUCCCCCAAAGGAAGUGGUCCCAGUCUCUCCUCGCCUGCCUGAUGCACAGCCAGAUGCUCAAGUGCGCUCGUUCAGCCGUCCUUGGACACCCAAAAAGGACACCACCCCCUUAUCGUUGCAUGACUCGCCUGAGUCUUUUCACAGCUCUGUGACACGUCCGCAUAUAGCAUCACAGGUGGCUAAAAGCGGACAGAACCCACAACCGCAGAGCCCAGUGGCGAAUGGUUUUGACAGCAAAGGAGGUUUCUUUUGA
Molecule: messenger RNA, 1788 nt
Organism: Microdochium trichocladiopsis
Lineage: Eukaryota; Fungi; Ascomycota; Sordariomycetes; Xylariales; Microdochiaceae
Exons: 2
Coding region: 1-1788 (595 amino acids)
Source: RefSeq, a predicted model, not a curated record